UAUUUUCGUUACGUUUUCGCAGACUUCUUGAUCCCACAUUAAUUUCGCGUGUGGGACAAAUUCCUGCUUCGUAAGAACUUUCUUCUUGGCGUUCCGACUGUGUGAUGGCAGACAACGAACGGCUGAACAUAGAUAGCAUUAUAGCACGUCUCCUCGAAGUCCGUGGAUCUAGGCCUGGCAAGAAUGUGCAGCUUUCGGAGCAAGAAAUCCGCGGCUUAUGCACGAAAUCGCGUGAAAUCUUCCUUUCACAGCCCAUUUUACUUGAAUUAGAAGCGCCAUUGAAGAUUUGCGGGGACAUACAUGGACAGUAUUACGAUUUGCUGCGAUUAUUCGAGUACGGGGGAUUCCCUCCGGAGUCCAAUUAUUUGUUUCUCGGUGACUACGUCGACCGUGGGAAGCAAAGUCUCGAAACGAUCUGCUUACUUCUCGCGUACAAAAUCAAGUACCCGGAGAAUUUCUUCCUUCUCCGUGGCAACCAUGAAUGUGCGUCUAUCAACCGCAUCUACGGCUUCUACGAGGAAUGCAAGCGGAGGUAUAAUAUUAAGCUUUGGAAAACGUUUACUGACUGCUUCAACUGCUUGCCGACCGCGGCAAUUGUGGACGAAAAGAUCUUCUGUUGUCAUGGAGGACUAAGCCCGGAUUUGCAGAGCAUGGAACAGGACAUGCGCAAUAAUGAUCCAGUGCUCGUAAGGGCGAAGGAAAUUGCAUUGCGUGAUUGCUUACAGCCGCGGCAACUCGCGAUUGUUCGAAAGUUUGACGCCGACGAUUACGAGAUCAAAAGUGCGUGUGACGCCUCGCGCGUGUAUGAAGCUCUGAAGAAAGAAAAUCUUCCCGGUGUUUUUGGGUUACUGAGAGAUUUGGUGGUGAUUGACGACGAAGAUGAAGCAGAGAUCUCAGAAGCAUGUCCUCAACUAAGCUUCAUAGUCGUGUCGGACAUCCGGGCCGGUGUGCAAUGCAUUCAGCUGAGUAAAAAACUCCAACUUCCCGCCGCUAGUUUCCUCGUCUUGGAAAUGGCUGAUAAGAUAACCAUGACGAAUCCGGUCGACUACGGGUUCCAGUUUGGUUCCUUUUUUCGCGUUUUGAUGACGCGAAUGGCACCCGGGUUCCUAAUUGAAGGAAGAGAACGGCACUGGGUGCUCAGACUGAAGCCGCUGUUGUGAACACCCCCUUUUUUUGAUAUGUGGAAUGAAUCAUGUGUUUUGUGCGGUUGUUUCAC
Molecule: messenger RNA, 1216 nt
Organism: Notodromas monacha
Lineage: Eukaryota; Metazoa; Arthropoda; Ostracoda; Podocopida; Cyprididae
Source: the annotation of a GenBank genome assembly